AUGUCAACCGGGACUGGGUCGCCGUGCGGCGCAUGCAAGUUCCUCCGGCGGAAGUGCGCCCCAGACUGCGUAUUCGGGCCGUAUUUCUGUUCGGAGCAGGGCCCGGCCCGAUUUGCGGCCAUCCACAAGGUGUUUGGGGCCAGCAACGUGUCCAAGCUGCUGCUGCACCACGUGCCCGAGCCCAAUAGGUGCGAGGCCGUGGUCACCAUUGCCUAUGAGGCCCAGGCCCGCAUCAGGGACCCCGUCUAUGGCUGCGUGGCCCAUAUUUUCGCCCUGCAACAACAGGUGACUUAUCUACAAGCCCAACUGAUGCACGCAAAAGCCCAACUAGCCCAAAGCAUGAUGAUGGACCAGUCAUCACGAACCACAGAGAAUCAAUGGGCCGCCGGGCCCAUUGACCUGAGUUGCAUGGGCCCAUCGUCUCAAUUUCAGCUCCCAAAUUAUAAUAAUUUCACUAAUCGGUCAAACAUCUCACCUCAGAGCUCGUUGGACUCCAUUAACGACCACACCAUUAAUGGCGGCAUGCAAGAAAUCCAAAGCAGAGAUGAAUUACACGCCCUGGCGCUUAGAAUGAUGAACAAUGAAAACUAAGAUUAAUUGCGAAAACGACCCCUCAUCUUUAGGUUAAUUAUGGAUAGAGCCCAGUUGUCUUCUAAAAUAACAAAUAAGUCACUUGUCCUUUGUUUUUGUCUCACAAUAGUUAUAGAGUCAAGAGUGUAGGGGUUAUUUUGUAAGGUAGUCAUAAAUCUUGAGGGUAAUUUAAAAUUUUAAAAGAAAAGUGGG
This is a messenger RNA of Striga asiatica, 783 nucleotides long. The record is from the annotation of a GenBank genome assembly. Lineage: Eukaryota; Viridiplantae; Streptophyta; Magnoliopsida; Lamiales; Orobanchaceae.